ACAGUCUAUCAGCACCAAAGCUAAAAGCAAAAUUGUGGUCCGUAGGCAUUGUCCAAAGUGCAUACCAUCUCUAUAUUCCAAUUCCCAUUCCCCCCUCUAAAAAUCAUGUCCACUGAAUCUUUAAUCACAACCACAACCCCUGCAAUUCUCUUGGAUCUCUAACACCAUUUGCAUUUUCGUCUAACAACAAGAGCCAACCACCAUUUUCCCAAGAACCCAACAACUCCCCAUUUUCAAAAUGUCUCUAGCUAUUAGACUGCACGUUACUAGUACCAUUUUCCACUAUUGUAAUAACACUAGCAAGAAAAACCCCUUUAGUCACAAUUGCACCAAAUUUAAAGCCAACCCCAUUUACCAUUUUGACAAAUUAUCUCACCUUGUGUUUUCCCACAGAAAAAAGAUGAGUUCUUUAACUUCUUCAAGAGGGUCUUGUGGGAUGAGUGUGAAGAGUUCUUUGAUUGAACCAGAUGGGGGUUCUUUAGUGGAUCUUGUGGUGCCUGAGAAUCAAAGGGUUGCAAAAAUUGCAGAGGCAGAAACUAUGGCAAAAGUGAAGCUGACAAAGAUUGAUCUUGAAUGGGUUCAUGUGAUUAGUGAAGGUUGGGCUAGUCCUCUUAAAGGGUUUAUGAGAGAGGAUGAGUAUUUGCAGAGCUUACAUUUCAAUUCACUUAGAAUGAAAGAUGGGUCUAUUGUCAAUAUGUCACUUCCUAUUAUUUUGGCAAUUGAUGAUGAAGAUAAAGAGAAGAUUGGUGCCUCCAGUGAUGUUGCUUUAGUUGGGCCAAAUGAUGAUUUAGUUGGCAUUCUUAGAAGUAUUGAGAUCUACAAGCACAACAAAGAAGAAAGAAUUGCAAGAACAUGGGGAACUACAGCCCCAGGAUUACCUUAUGUUGAGGAGGUAAUUACUCCUGCUGGAAAUUGGCUCAUUGGUGGAGAUCUGGAAGUCAUAAAGCCUAUCAAAUAUAAUGAUGGUCUUGAUCACUACAGGCUCUCUCCCCAACAACUUCGAAAUGAGUUUGAUCGACGGGAGGCAGAUGCAGUAUUUGCUUUUCAGUUGAGAAAUCCUGUCCAUAAUGGCCAUGCUUUGCUUAUGAAUGAUACACGGAGGAGACUUUUGGAAAUGGGUUACAAGAAUCCAAUUCUUCUGCUCCAUCCUUUAGGUGGUUUCACUAAGGCUGAUGACGUGCCACUAGAUGUCCGUAUGGAACAACAUAGCAAGGUCCUAGAAGAUGGAGUUCUCGAUCCCGAGACUACUAUUGUGGCCAUAUUUCCCUCACCAAUGCAUUAUGCUGGACCUACUGAAGUACAGUGGCAUGCAAAGGCACGGAUAAAUGCGGGUGCAAAUUUCUACAUUGUAGGUCGCGAUCCGGCUGGUAUGAGCCACCCACAAGAGAAGAGGGACUUGUAUGAUCCAGAUCAUGGAAAGAAAGUUCUAAGCAUGGCCCCUGGUCUUGAGAAAUUGAACAUUCUGCCCUUCAGGGUGGCAGCAUAUGACACAGUCGAUAAGAAGAUGGCAUUUUUCGACCCUUCACGUGCUAAAGAGUUUCUCUUUAUUUCUGGUACCAAGAUGCGAACUUAUGCAAGAACGGGUGAGAAUCCUCCAGAUGGUUUCAUGUGUCCUGGGGGGUGGGAAGUAUUGGUCAAAUACUAUGAGAGCUUGCAGGCUGAGGAUGGUGUACAGAACUCUGCUGUUCUUACUGCUCGGUGAUAAUACUUUUAAGAGUACAAGAAAAUUUGAGUUCUCUUUAGGUCUUGCGGAUAAUUCUUAAAGAACAAAGUUAGUUUGAAAAUUUGAAACGAGAGAAUUGAUCGUGUCUCAUGUUCUUUAGUUUGGACAAUCCAGUUGAGGCUAUCAAUUAUCUUUUGCUGGUAUUUCUCUGCUAUUUGGAUUGAUUUGUUUAUAUUUUUUGUUAGAAGUACUGAUCAUUCAUUCUAAAAAAGUUGUCUUUUAACUGUUC
This is a messenger RNA of Nicotiana tabacum (common tobacco), 1952 nucleotides long. RefSeq names its product ATP sulfurylase 2. Lineage: Eukaryota; Viridiplantae; Streptophyta; Magnoliopsida; Solanales; Solanaceae. Gene Ontology annotation, biological process: sulfate assimilation. Gene Ontology annotation, molecular function: sulfate adenylyltransferase (ATP) activity; adenylylsulfate kinase activity. The record is from RefSeq and is a predicted model, not a curated record.